Molecule: messenger RNA, 5034 nt
Organism: Mycena indigotica
Lineage: Eukaryota; Fungi; Basidiomycota; Agaricomycetes; Agaricales; Mycenaceae
Exons: 9
Coding region: 1-5034 (1677 amino acids)
Biological process (GO): regulation of DNA-templated transcription
Molecular function (GO): DNA binding
Source: RefSeq, a predicted model, not a curated record
AUGCUCGAUCAAGUUUUGGGGUUCCUCGGAAGGCUUCUCCCCGAUGACAUACCUACUUCCGAUGACGCAGAUGGGAGCACAACAGACAAUGAAACACCAGCAGGAUUCGAGAAUCUACCCCUCUUUCAUGCUUCAACGCUUCGCUCAAUCGAAAUUGGUCGCGACAACACUGGUAACAUUGCAUACUUCGACAAGCCAAGUGCCCCUUCAUCUUUGCACCUCUCACACGCAAAAGAAACCACCGUAAAGCACCAGAAACUCACGAAGGCCGACCGUAGCGCUGUUGUGUCUUCGCGGAAGGUUAUCGCAACAUCUUCAGAGAGUGACGCGAGCGAGGACAGUGUAACAUCUGGAGAAGGAAACCUGCGGCGCCCCUGGAAUCCUCGCCCUGAUGGUCAAUUCACACGAAAGGUCUCGCGGGCAUGGUAUGAGCGGCACAAAUUUACUCUUCACGGGGCCUGGGAGGGGCAGGGACGCAAGCCUGCUGAUAUUCCCGGAAGUAGACGCGCUGAGAAGCCCGAGGACGGAUGGCACUCGGUACGGAAAUGUCUUGGUGUCAUGAAAUGCGUAAGCAACACCUGCGGCGUCAUCAUUCGUCCGCAAACAAAGCAGCAUGGGCGGGACAGACAGUUGAGCAGAGGAUGCUCAGUCUGUCACGGCAAGAUUAUAGAGCAUAAAUGCCGCGUCAAAUGCGAGUCUUGGGUGUACCGCACAGGAGCGAUCUUCAAGCACCAUGGCAUUCAUCAUCACGACAACGCUCCGGCGAUACAUCUCUCCCAACGCGAGGAUCGGAAUUUCCAGCAGAUUGUCCAUGAGCAUCCACGAAUGGGACCUGUCAAGCUUCUGACGGGCCGGCCGGGAAUCAACGGUCCAGGGGAUUCUGUUGCGAAUAUCAGUCCAGUGCUCGACAAUCCGGGGCGAAUCCAAUAUGAGCGCCGGAAGCUGAUCAAGCCGGCGAUUCGUCUCAAUAGCAAAUAUUUCCUACCCGCCCUUGAGAAAUUGCGCCAAGAAAAUCCCGAAUGGACGAUUUCUUAUGAAGGAAGUAACGGUGUUCAACUUGUCAUCCUUCAAUCGAACUGGCAACGUCGCAUGGCAGUCAAGAACAGCAUUUCUACGGAGGCGGUCAAUGGGAUUGUCACGGAUGCAUGCCACGAUUUCUUCACAGAACGGACGCACCUGCUGUUUCUCAGUUCGACAUUCGAGGCACAAUUCUUGAAAUGUUGGAUUCCCAUUCUUAUCUGUUUUUCGAACGGUGCAUCGGCAGAACAUUAUCGGCUAUUUUUUGCAUUUCUCUUCGCUGCGAUCGUGGCACGGUGCAAAGAGAAGGGUAUCAAGUUCAUCGAUGAAUUCCUUGCCAACGUUGUCGACUUCAGUCAAGCUCAAAGCAAGGGUUUUUCCGGAGCUUACGUCGAUCUUCGGCGGAGCCAGGGCUCCAAGUGGACAAACAAGACAGAUUCCGAGCUGGCACAAAUUGGUGGUGCACUCCUGAAAGGUUGUCUGCAGCAUUUCUCAAACCAGAUAACGCGGGUCGCUAAGAUUAGUCAUGUCGUACCUCCUGGACAGCAGGCCCGAUUUCGAGAAUUGGCGCAGCGGAUGCUCCGAGCAAAGGAUCUGGAUCAGCUCCAUGCCUUCGGUAACGACCUGAUGACCGCAUUUGAGCAUGCUAGUCCAUGGGCGGAAUGGUGGCUGCGAGCCGACCACGCUCGAAUGCUGUUUGCUGCAGCGAGAGAGAUGGAUCCCGCUAUCGCAAUGAGUCUCCCCGAUACCACAAACGCUGCCGAAGCCAUGAACAGCCGCAUAUAUGCGAUGGCGGAGCGGAAGAACCAGUUGGUUCCUGGACUGGCGGCGCUGAUUCGUGUUGGUGACACAUUUGAGCGACGAUACUAUGCUGCGAAAGCGGGAAACAAAAUUUUCUACGGUGCCGAUCCGCAGCACUGGAAGAAAACGAAGGCAGUGUUUGGUUACACAAAGCACACGCGGCAUCAAAGCGGCAAGAAAACUGUUUCAGAUGGUCGCCCACCAGAUACCAUUGCAACGUUGCAAGCCGCCUCCCGCAAGGGUAAAAAGAUGGUAGCAGAUCAAUACCAACGGGCCUAUAAGUGGGAUCAACACUCCUGUUCGAUCGAUUCGUCGCUUACCGCAAUUUAUUCCGCACUGAGUCGUAACCCUACAUGGAUUCGACGCCUCCAAGAUGCCCUACCGAUGCCGCACAUAAUACACUCGGUUGCAAUGCUCCUAGAAAAGCAGAUAUCCCAGUCCUCACAUACGGCGUACGAGCCCAACGGUUGCGCGGAGUUGACGAGAGGUCGCGACCAGUUACGGUUACAACUGGUGAAGAUCAAGGCCAUGCGGGGUGUUGGACUUUCGGACAGUAUCUUGGGCUGGCUGAAUGAGAUACUAGCGGAUGAAAUCAAAAAAUGCAAGUCACGCACCGACAUGUCAGGCGAAAUCGCGCUAUCGCUCUUCCGUGCCCAAGCGGUUAUCGUAAAGAAGUGCCAGGGGGAAUCACCGACCGCUACUGAGCACUGGGAAGUAACCAAUCCAUUUUGGCGUUCCCCGUUUCGCCUUUCUCAGGAUGAUCAUCAUAGCCAUGGAGGUGAUCUUGAGAAAUGGAUGAAAUGGGUCAUGUUGCCGAAGCAGUGGACUGCCGUCGCUUGCUGGCGACAAGCGGAUGGAGGAUCACUAUGCGCUGGGCUCGCAUUAUCAAAGGAGUUCAUCAUCGAAAUCCCGAUUGUACUCACGGUCGAACUGGGCGAGGAUGGCCCAUUCUCCUGGAUUAUCCCAUCACAUCUCGCACCGCUGGGUCCUACAUUUGCAACGGCGGGGUUGGGAGUCCGGUAUAGUCUCUGCGCGGUAAUCUUCACAAAUCAUACGGAGAAACGGGGCGAUAACUCACACUUCUUCACCCGAUACCACGCGGCAAACAGCAACGCAAUGUACGACUACGAUGGAAUGAAGCAUUCCGGGCACGCGAUUCGUUUGACCGGCAAGAAACUAGCUCGAUGGAUGACCGGGUUGUCGUCCGAUUUUCAGUCCAUUCCCGAAGGCUACCGCCCAAUGGCUAUUGUUUACCACCUAGAUGGAGGUGAGACCGCGCAAAGGGUGUUCCGAGAACAGCGGGAGAGAACAGCGCCAUGUGGCUUACAACUUGGGCGGUCCUUGUCAACGGAUCGCUUUUGGAGUAUCGCACGCCUCGAGGAUGCCAAUCACCUCGAGGAGAUGACCGUCGAUGAGCGGGGAGUAUGGGCUGGUACACGACAUCGUGCCGAGACCAGGGAGUAUACUCGAGAUAUCAACAGCUCGCCCGUGAAGCUAACAAAACGGGAUCAUGAGAAGGGGCUGAAAUCGUUGGCGAACCAUCUGGCAGCACCUUCGACACGCAUCAUGAUUACUGACACCAGUAGCGAGAGCGACAGACCUAUUGCAGUUCGCAAGGCCCGGCGAAAGAUCACAAAAACGGCAAAGGUGCAGUCAACCCCGGAGCGAACAGAGCCUGAAGAUAAGCGUCAGCCUUUUUCCUACCAGCAUCGUGAAACAAGGCUGCUCCAACCUAAGAGCUACACAUCGUCAUUCGGGAUCCCUCACGUUCGGAAAACUCGUGAUCUGCGGCCCAAUUUCGCGAAGUCAUCGCAAUCUGACGAUUCUGUCAACGAGUUUUUACUCAAGAGCGCCGCAUUUUCCUCACCAAAGGCCGCACCGAGUCUCUCGGAGGAUACAGAUUCAGAGACCCCUUGCAUUUUAAACUGUUGCAGUUGUGGGGAGCUUGGGCUUGACGACACAGACGACAUGUGCGUUCAGUGCUCGAAAUGUCGGUUCUGGAGCCACGAGGCAUGUCUUCGCGACGACGGAGACUACAAUCGAGACCAGGACUGGCACGAUCCGAGCUGCGAUUUUGUUUGCAAGCACUGUAUUCGUCCCAUUGAUCUAUUUUACCGAAACGAGAUUGUUCUUCUGCCAAAACCGCCACCAGGAGUCCCAUGGAGUGACAGCUCUGUCAUUUGGUACCCUGCUAGAGUCAAGAACACGUCAAUAAAUCGAACGCGGGAACAGUUUACCUUUCGGUACAUCAAUGGAAUCGUAUGGCCGGAGCCUCAAGACCCGCUCGCUCGGAGGACGUUCAUCCCUCCGAUGACCACCACACUGUCGCGCCAGGUGUGCAAAGAGAUAAUCGGGCAUCCCAUUAAACCUGAGCAGGUUUGCUGUUUUGCCGUACCUUCCUUCUUGACGACGACCUCGGUCGCUACCCAGCAGCGGCUUCAAGCAAUCUUCUCCUCCGCUGUCGUACAGCUGGCGGAGCUGCUGCGACGCUUCCCUCCGGACCAUCCAGUCAUCCAUUCCUACCUGGUGUACUUCGACAAUCGACCUGCAAGUGCUCGGGACCACAAAAUCAGUGACUGGCUCGAAUCUGCACAGCUGACUGCCACACCUGAGCUAGAGGAAGCGAUGCGCCAUCCUCUAGAACAGCUUUGCAACCCCAAAGUUGUCGUCAUUUCUGGGAAAGAGCGUAAGCGCAGAGUGAUGGCAGUCGGGAAUGCCCUGCUUCAGCUCCUAGCACUUCAAGACGAGAUGGACCUGCCAUUAGAUCUGAAUGGCGCCACAUUCCAGGAGCUAGUCGAGGGGAAGAUCUUCCCGUUGCCAUGGGAGAGAGACCAUUGGGAGAUGCGCCGCGCGAUGUUGCUUGCGACAAGACCACCAGAGCUAAUACACAAGUCAAAAUGGAGUGAGGCCACUCUUGCAGAAAGACUCACCGAGUUCAAUCGCACGCACAUUGUUGAAAAGGGAGAUUUCCGGCCCAGUCGCUUCUAUCGUAGCGAACCUGAACCUGGCUCCGACGUAACCCUAGAGCCGAUUCCCAUCAGCGCGCCGCCAAAGCAGUCGUUGCAAGACGUGGAGAUGUUAGACACUGUGUCUACGGCGCAGGCAAAGCCACCCAGCCAGGUGAAGCGAAAGCGUGUCCCGUCCGAUGACGAGCUGAUACCCGUCGAGCGACUGUUGCGCUCGCGGUUCGGGGAGUUUUCUCAGUUGCAACGUUGA